UUCCGGGGUCGAAGGGUGCGCGGGGUUGAAAGCAGGCCGCUCCGCCCCGUCCCCCUCCCAGACCAGCAGAGGCAGCAGCCGGAGCAGCCGCAGCCUGCGCCCUCUCCCGCCCGCCCGCCCUCCGCCCGCCCGCCCGCCCGCCCUCCGCCGCCCUCCACCCGCCCCGGGGUCUCUUUCCCCCUUCCUCCUCCUCCACCCCCCCCUUCCUCCUCCGCCCGCCCGCGGGGCCCCCCUCGCCUUCCCGCCCGCCCCUAUUGUUCCGCCCCCGGCCUCCCGCCCUUCCCCUUCCCGCCCGCUCCCCUUUUCCCCUCAGUCGCCUCGCGCCUGCAGUUUUUGGCUUUUACCCCCCACCAGUGACCAAAGACUUGACCACUCCCCAGAGUCCAGCUCCCCAGAACACUGCUCGACAUGGACACCGGUGUGAUUGAAGGUGGAUUAAAUGUCACUCUCACCAUCCGGCUACUUAUGCAUGGAAAGGAAGUUGGCAGUAUCAUCGGAAAGAAAGGAGAAUCAGUUAAGAAGAUGCGCGAAGAGAGUGGUGCACGUAUCAACAUCUCAGAAGGGAAUUGUCCUGAGAGAAUUAUCACUUUGGCUGGACCCACUAAUGCCAUCUUCAAAGCCUUUGCUAUGAUCAUUGACAAACUGGAAGAGGACAUAAGCAGCUCUAUGACCAAUAGUACAGCUGCCAGUAGACCCCCGGUCACCCUGAGGCUGGUGGUUCCUGCUAGUCAGUGUGGCUCUCUCAUUGGAAAAGGUGGUUGCAAGAUCAAGGAAAUACGAGAGAGUACAGGGGCUCAGGUCCAGGUGGCAGGGGAUAUGUUACCCAACUCAACUGAGCGGGCCAUCACUAUUGCUGGCAUUCCGCAAUCCAUCAUUGAGUGUGUCAAACAGAUCUGCGUGGUCAUGUUGGAGACUCUCUCCCAGUCCCCCCCGAAGGGCGUGACCAUCCCGUACCGGCCCAAGCCGUCCAGCUCUCCGGUCAUCUUUGCAGGUGGUCAGGACAGGUACAGCACAGGCAGCGACAGUGCGAGCUUUCCCCACACCACCCCGUCCAUGUGCCUCAACCCUGACCUGGAGGGACCACCUCUAGAGGCCUAUACCAUUCAAGGACAGUAUGCCAUUCCACAGCCAGAUUUGACCAAGCUGCACCAGUUGGCAAUGCAACAGUCUCAUUUUCCCAUGACGCAUGGCAACACCGGAUUCAGUGGCAUUGAAUCCAGCUCUCCAGAGGUGAAAGGCUAUUGGGCAGGUUUGGAUGCAUCUGCUCAGACUACUUCUCAUGAACUCACCAUUCCAAACGAUUUGAUUGGCUGCAUAAUCGGGCGUCAGGGCGCCAAAAUCAAUGAGAUCCGUCAGAUGUCUGGGGCGCAGAUCAAAAUUGCGAACCCAGUGGAAGGAUCUACUGAUAGGCAGGUUACCAUCACUGGAUCUGCUGCCAGCAUUAGCCUGGCUCAAUAUCUAAUCAAUGUCAGGUGUUAUUGUUCAAAGCUUGUGGGAAUGUGGGAAGCACAGGUAUGGAAUGUUUUAGAGAAGUGUGAAGUAUGUUUUUUAUCUCACCCCUCCCCCAGUCUCAUCCCUUAAUGACUUCCUGAAGGGUUUUUUCCUCUUACCCACAGCUAGCUAAUGUUACUACCCUCAGAAUUUUAGGACAAUGGUCACAGUCAAAUGGGAUCCUACAGUCAUUUAUAGUACUUGCUUUCUCAACUCUUGAGUUUAAGUUGGACCUUUAAUUGCUUAUUAACAUUUUAAAGCAUUGUUAGCCCUGAGGCCCUUAGGUCCCUUUUAAUGGAGAGUGUUGUCUAGUUGUCAUUUACCUUUCUUAUAAGUGUCUGGUCUCUUUGUCAUAAAAGUUUUGCAUGAGUUCCUGAAACUACUAUGGGGAAAGGAAUUCAUAAAUAUGAGGUCUGUAUUGUCAUGCUUGUACUGACCAUGUAUGUAUGCUGUGGUUAGCCUAGCUAAGAGCUUACCAUUUCCCCAGUAGCAGUCUGACUUUUGCCUUAGGUCUCUCCAUAUCUUGAGGUGCUGCUACUCUUGGUAUAGAAAAGCUUUCCCAUUCCUAGAUUUGUUUUCUUGUCCAUCCACUAAGCACACUAGGUCCUUAAUGUUCAGAAUGAAAUGGUAGUACCAAAAUUUUACAUAGAGGUUGUUUGCAGAGGUGCUUUUAAUAUAAACGGGGUUUCACCUUGUUGGUCGGGCUUGUCUCCACAAUUCCAGACCUCAAGUGAUGUGCCUCCCAAAGUGCUGGGAUUACAAGAAUUAUUUUUCUUAUUCUGACUAGGAUUUUGGAGGGGAGUUUUCAGUGGCAACAGUCAUGUUUUUGAAAGCUGGAAUUUGUUUUGUUCUUUUGAUAGGCUUGCCCUUCAUAAAAUUUAAAUGUGACCUGCUUGCCUAGCCCCUGCAAUAGGUCAGUGGCUACAUUGUAAGGAAAUAGAAUUCUCUAGCCAGAGUCACUCUUUUCAGGAUCAUUCUUAUUGAAUGGCAGUUCAGGAUCAUUAGGGUCAGUACUUUUCAGAGCUUCAUCUAACACCGAAGCAAGGACUAUGCAUGCACAAAGCUUAUUCUUUCUCACCUUGGUCCAGUUUAAAUGCAGAAGUCAGAAGUUGUUUUUUUUUUUUUUUUUUUCCCCCCUCCAUUUUUUUAAGGCAAGGAUUUUACUGGCUUCUGAGCAUUUUCUCCUGUCUAGAUUUUUUUGUGGUGGCAGUCUGAGUCCUUUUAUAUAGUUGGUGGAGAUUUGUAGUCCUCUCCUUUAUGGAUUGCAGCUGUCCUUGGACAUAGGUAAACAAAAUGAGGUUUUAAGGGGAGCCUUUCUGCUCUUGAAGACGUAGGUUUGUGGGCUCAAUUGUCCAGGCAAACUUCUCAAAUAUAAGUAGUUCUGAUUUAGUAGACACAUACAGGAAUUUGGGAGACACAUAUCCUUACUGUUCUGUGGAGGUUAUUUUAGGAGUAGAAGCAGCAGCAUUUUCACUUUUUAAAUAUGAAUUUUUAGGUGAUGCUUGAGUUUCUCUUUUCCACUUCUGAAAAGUCCACAUUAGAAGUAUGAUCAGUCAAAAACAAAGAAUUUCUUAUACCACCUCCCACCAGAAAAGCUUUCCUAGUUCUUAUCUACACUUCUGUUCUCAGCAUUUUUCUUUGAAAACACUGCAUUCUUUGAAAUUUGAAAUUAGUCAGUGACCUACUUUGGAUUCUUGUCUCCUUCCACCCUAAUAUUGGUUUGUUUGUUUUGGAAAUGUAAGCAGACUUUAAUACUACAGCUGGAAGGAUUUUUUAAAAUUGUGUUUAUAAAUACUCAAAGCUCCAUAAGUAAUUUCGGGUUAAUUGAUUUUCCAUUAGAAUAGGAAAUUGACAUUUGAUUGGAGGAAACAUUUUUUCUUUGUUGGGUGACUGAUGAGUAUCUUUCAUUUUCUACCUGAAAUCAUUCCUUCAACAUCUGGGUUGGGUCAGUGUGUCAGGUAUAUGGAAGUACGUGCUCUGUGAUUUGAUUUCUCUGUCAGCUUUUUCUAUGCCAGUUUUUAAGUAGCUUUGUGGAA
This is a messenger RNA of Sapajus apella (tufted capuchin), 3527 nucleotides long. It is a transcript of the gene PCBP2, whose product is annotated as poly(rC) binding protein 2. Gene Ontology annotation, molecular function: single-stranded DNA binding; mRNA binding. Gene Ontology annotation, cellular component: cytoplasm; nucleoplasm; nucleus. Gene Ontology annotation, biological process: regulation of gene expression; regulation of RNA metabolic process. NCBI's taxonomy places the organism in Eukaryota, Metazoa, Chordata, Mammalia, Primates, Cebidae. The coding region runs from base 409 to 1581 and encodes 390 amino acids. The record is from RefSeq and is a predicted model, not a curated record. The transcript is spliced from 15 exons.